AUGGAUCUUACUUUACCGGAAACAGGAUGGACACCCCAGCUGGUAGCUUUGGGUGUGAUAACAACGUUUGGUGCAUCGAUACCAGUAGGUUUCAGUAUAGGCGUUAUAAAUGCACCAUCUGAAUUCAUUAAACACUGGUGCAAUGGCACGAUUCAUCGAAACUACGACGUUCAUCUAUCGGAUUCUGCCUUAAAUGCUAUCAUUGCUGUGACGAUCUCAAUUGCCUUGAUCGGUGGUGUGAUUGGAUCGUUGCAAGGGGCAUAUUUAGCGGAUAGAUAUGGAAGAAAAAAAUCAUUCUUGUUCUGCGCGGUCCUGCUUACGGUAGGUGCGAUAUGUUUCCUAUCGUGUCGUGCUGCAUCAUCGGUGGAGUUGCUGCUUUUGGGAAGACUUCUGGUUGGUUUGGCGUCAGGUUUAACAACUGGUGUGAUCCCGAUGUACCUAGCCGAAGUAUCUCCAAUAAAACUCCGCGGUGCCAUGGGUGUAUUGUGUCCGCUGGGACUCACAACUGGGGUCGUUAUUGGGCAGGUGGCAAGUCUCGAACAGGUUUUUGGAACUGACGAGCUCUGGCAUUACGCCCUCGGCUGCUACGUGGUGUUAAAUCUUUUCUGUUACGCAUUUUACUGCUGGAUUCCGGAGAGCCCGAAAUAUUUGUACAGCGUGAAAGGCGACCAGGCUGGAUCCUUGCGUGCCAUCCGGAAACUGUUCGGACGCCAUGCAAUUGGUGAUGAUUACAUAAAACUGCAGAUGGAAUGCGCGAAUGGCCAGAACGGUAGCUCGAGCAAUGGGCAACAUCCAGAGGAUGGCCAACCACCGGCAAGCCGUUCGUUAUGUUCGGUUCUGCAGGAUUCAACACUCACAUUACCGCUUGUGCUUGUCUGUGCACUUCAAGGAGGCCAGCAACUUUCAGGAAUUAAUGCCGUGUUCUUUUACUCGGUGUCUAUUUUCGAAUCAGUGGGCUUUAGCUCGACAGCCGCCAAGUUCGCCAAUCUAGGAGUUGGAUGUUUGAAUUUGUUUGUUUCAUUAUUUGCACCGUUACUGAUGGCACGCUGCAAUCGCCGAAGUCUAUGUGUGCUGUCGUGUUCCAGUUGUGCAGUCAUUCUGUUCCUUCUUACAUUAUCCAUAUAUUUUAUCGAAACUAUCGAAUGGUUUUCAUACUUAUGUAUAGGAACCAUCCUUCUCUACAUCAUUUUCUACCAAUUCGGACUCGGUCCUAUUCCAUUCUUUAUCGGAUCAGAACUCUUUGAGCUUGGUCCACGCCCGACGGCCAUGGCACUGGGUAGUCUUUCUUCGUGGGGAUGCAACUUUAUUGUCGGCAUGGCCUUUCCAACUCUACAAGGCAUUUGGGGUGCCUUUGUGUUUCUGCCAUUUUCCAUUACGUGUGUUUUAUUGACAAUUUUAGUUCAGCUUUACUUACCAGAAACCAGGGGUAAAGAAAUUACCGAAGUUGUACAGAAGGUAUCGCAUGGUUUUCGUUCUAAAGUUAAAUAGAACAACAACUUAGCUAAACUACAUUUUACUAGAACUUUCUUUAACGACAUCCCCUUAUCGUGUAUUUCAAUUUUUUGGAGUAGUCAGUCGAGAAUUACAGAAAAAACAAUACUGGAAUAUGCACCCUGUUAACGAAGUCUUCCGUCAAUGUUUAGUUAUUAUUAACCGCGUCGCCACGCUGAUACGAAACCACGUUAUUCGUGCAUUAGUAAAUAAUGUAUACAAAAGUAGUAAAUUUUUGCUUGUGCUAGGUGAUUUGUUUUAUUUGCAAAAUAUGAAAACAUAAUAUGACCAGGGCAUUCGUAAAGAAAUAAAUAAAAUCUCCAAAAUUCGAGUCCGUGCUU
Messenger RNA from Anopheles nili, 1832 nucleotides. Its product is annotated as solute carrier family 2, facilitated glucose transporter member 3-like. The transcript has 6 exons. Gene Ontology annotation, molecular function: hexose transmembrane transporter activity. The record is from RefSeq and is a predicted model, not a curated record. Lineage: Eukaryota; Metazoa; Arthropoda; Insecta; Diptera; Culicidae. The coding region runs from base 1 to 1488 and encodes 495 amino acids. Gene Ontology annotation, biological process: monosaccharide transmembrane transport. Gene Ontology annotation, cellular component: membrane.